This is a messenger RNA of Cajanus cajan (pigeon pea), 967 nucleotides long. RefSeq names its product mitochondrial acyl carrier protein 3 (gene MTACP3). Gene Ontology annotation, molecular function: acyl binding; acyl carrier activity. Gene Ontology annotation, cellular component: mitochondrion. The record is from RefSeq and is a predicted model, not a curated record. Gene Ontology annotation, biological process: fatty acid biosynthetic process. Lineage: Eukaryota; Viridiplantae; Streptophyta; Magnoliopsida; Fabales; Fabaceae.
CUUUCACCACUCCUCAAUCUUGCUUUUUUAUUUGUUUCCAUUUGAUGAAUGCUAUGAGUAGGUUUAGCCACUCCUAGUUUCUUGUAUUAUAUGCAAACAUGAUAUCACGUUUCUGCUGUUUGUGUAAAGUUGUUUAUAGUCUAUCUCUUUCAAGACCGUUUAAUGGAAACGUGUAACAUUAUGUAACUGUAACAUGCUGUUUGCAUUAUUACCUCUGUAAUGACCCUAGGAGUUUCUUCGGAGUUUCCUAUCUUCCUUGACCCUGAUGGAAUGUGAUACAUACAAUUCCUGGUGCCAAGGAAUAGGGACAAAGGCUUUUCACGUGCCUGGAUCAUUUGUUGAUUUCAAUAUGCAUAGCAUAAGGAAAUCUAUCUUGACUCAUGUGAAUUUGAGGAGGUCAACCGAAAGAUGGUUUUUGGCCAGGGAUGAGAGUGUGCUUAUGCAGUUGAGAUGUUGGUGCUCUUCAACAGCUGCCAGCUCUGAUCAAAUACUGGAGCGAGUGAUAGCCCUGGCCAAGAAGUAUGAUAAAACCGAUGCCUCAAAGGUUACUGAAACAGCUGAUUUUCAGAAAGACUUGAACCUGGACAGUUUGGACCGAGUGGAACUCAUUAUGGCUCUUGAAGAAGAAUUUUCGAUUGAAAUCCCUGAUGAGAAAGCAGAUAAACUUGCUUGCUGUGCUGAUGUUGCAAAAUACAUAGCAGAGGCUGGUCAGAAAAAUGUGGAAAAGCCCUGACUUCUUCUUACUGUUGUUUUUUGGGAUGUAAAUUGCAGUUUUUGUGGCUAUGCUACAUAGAUCUCUCUUAAGUCAUCUUAUUUGCAUUGAUACAUAUUAGUUUAUCUACAGUUUGCUUCAUUGAGGUAGUUAUUUCUUGAAUGCAUAGAACCCAUGAUUUCCAUGGUGAAUUUUGUAAUUUGAAAAUUUAAAUGCAGUAAUUUGAAGAAUAUGAAGUAAUUGACCCAUCCCAAA